Molecule: messenger RNA, 4535 nt
Organism: Trichomycterus rosablanca
Lineage: Eukaryota; Metazoa; Chordata; Actinopteri; Siluriformes; Trichomycteridae
Gene: cep162
Product: centrosomal protein 162
Exons: 27
Coding region: 79-4257 (1392 amino acids)
Biological process (GO): cilium assembly
Cellular component (GO): centriole; centrosome; axonemal microtubule
Source: RefSeq, a predicted model, not a curated record
GUGGUGUUGAAUGCUAGGUUGGUAGUGAUCUCUGCUUCAGUAUGUGUUUGAAGAAACCGAGCAAACGUUAAGCACUGAAUGAUAAUGGCUUAUCGACUGACCCAAGAGGAGUUGGAUCAACAGUUUGAACAGUUUUUAAAAGAGUCAGUGUCUGAUGACUCAUUUGAACUGGGAAACAGCUCUAAACCACCCAGUGUUCUUGAUCAGCUGGGAAAGAAACCACAGCCACAGGUGAAAAACAGCCAGGCAUCUGUACCUUGGUGGCAUGAAGAUGACAGUGAUGACGCUCAGGGACGAGGUAUGGUGGCAGCUGGGAGAACUUUUCAUAAGUCUUUAAGGAAGUCUCAGUCUAUCAAGGAGGUUGAUGAAGAUCAGACCAAAGAGCAACAUUUUGAGGAUGAGCCCAAAGCAGAAGCAGUUACCUUCACCAGAGACAGUCUCGAGCCAGAUGAUUCACUAACAGUCUCUGGAUCUGCAACGAGCACAGCAGCUCCAGGUCUGGCUACUGUAAAGGAGGAAGAGGAGGAGAAAGCAAGGUUUUUGGCUGUCCUGGACAGGGAUGCUGUAGAGUCUGCAGAUGGAGGAAUGGACAAAGUGCAGGAAUCUUGCAGUUCCUCUUCUAUGUCUCCUCAAAGGGAAGAUGAUGCUGCUGCUUUCACAAAGCAGGACCAAACUGAAGAGGAAAAAGAUCUGCAUUCUGUUCGAGCCUCUCCAGCAUCUCCUGCUUACAGCGAUGAUUUUGAGGAUGAGGCAAGUGAAAAGGAACCUGAGGAGAAGAAGCCUGAAAGGUGUGGCAUGCUGGCUAAAGUGUCGCUGCAUGACUCUCUGAACUUGUCGGACGUCCUUCAACUGCCGGCUGUUCACAGCAAUGCUGCAGAAGGAAUGGACUUGGUUGUUUCCAGUAUGGCACAGGCAGCAGGGCCAAGUGCCACAGGGCAGUCAUAUGGUCAGAGUGGUGCGAGUGAGGUAGAGGCUCUGCAGGAAGCCUACAGACAGAUUACUCACUUAAUGGGGGAAUGUGAGGAACAAGAACAGGAGCGCUGCAGGAGUCCCCCAUCACCCACCAUUUCAGAGGCUUUGAGGAAAACUCUUCAGCAUGCUUCCACUGCAGAAUCAGAUUUACCCACUGCAGAAGAACUGAUGUGUGCUAUCAGGCCUGACUCUGGAUUUACCUAUAACUUGCAUCUUAAAGCCCUGAGUGAGGAACCGGAAGCCACAGACGCUAAAUCGUUGAAUUCAGAGGGUCAAGCUGCAGAAACUGAAAAUGCAGACUCCCCUGUGGCUCACAGAGUGGUGGAUAGUGAGAGUCCUGCAGUAAUGGAGUCAUGUCAGUCAUCCCCCCAUCACAUACACAUGAGCAUUGCUGAACAGGUAAAAAUGCUCAUGCAGGAGAAUGAUGACACCACUGAAACACAGCCCACUGUGUUCAGCAAGGACAAGAGGAGGCAGGUUCCUUCCAGAUCCACCACCACAGCUCAAUUUUCAAAUCCCUCCAGAAGAGCUCCAGUCCCAGCUGCACGUAGUAAGAAACAAGAGACCAGGCCAUUACCCAAGGCAUCUACAACCAGCAGGCCUGGCACUUUAGCUAAACCUCCCUCUCUAACAGCUCAAAAGAAGAGUCAGAACCAGAGGUCCAACAGAAAGACGACUCUUAGCCAGACACACGUAGUCAAAGGUCGAGACUCUGGUUUAGCAGUAAGGGAUGACCUCAUUUCAUCAGUACAGUCUUUUGCAGAUUUUCUCCAGCAGCAACUGGAUGAGGAUGGUCUGAACAUGCACUCUCUAGGCUGUUCAGACAGCAGCACACAUCAGCCAAAAAGUACACUAGGAAAUGAGGAACCUGCCGAUGGGGGUCAUGACUUUCAGUUGGAGCGCAUGUCCCUGGAGCGUCUGCGACUGCAGCUGGCACAGAAAGAGAGACAGCUCAGCCUCAGAGAGGAGCAGCUCCAGCAGGAGCACAGCAAGGAGAUCAGUGCACUCAAACAAGAGAACUACAUGCUGCAGAGCAAGUUGCACAGUGCGGAAGAAGCCAGCAAGAAGCAGAGAUGGGCUUUUGGUGAGGCUUCAGAUCCAGUAACUGAAGAGAAACUCAAACAGAUUGAAAAAGAGAUGAAGGAGCAGGAGACUCUAAUUCAAGGCUACCACUCGGAGAAUGAGAAGUUGUAUCUGCAGAUGAAGACCCUCCAGAUGCAAAAUAAGCAAAAUGAAGAGGUCAUGUUUGCAGAGAAUCAGAGACUGCUUUCUGAACUAGCCUUUACUAGGGAGCAGUUAAGUAAGCGUGCUAGAGAGAAGACUGUAGGAAGUGUGGGUGUCACUGACCAAGGCUACAGGGUUACAGAGCUACAGGCUCAGGUGCACACUGCACAGAAGAUGGAAGCAGAACUGCAGGAGGAAAUUCACAGACUCAAACAAGAGAAGCAGGUGCUGCAGGUGGAUUUGCAAAUGAUGAAAAAAGAAAGGGACUUGGCAAAGGCACAAGCAGUUUCCACCUCAGGUGAUAAGAACUUUGAAUUAAAGCUGCUGGAGGAAAGACAUAAGGAAGAGGUUGCAGCACUGAAGAAGAGGCUGCAGUGGUACGCUGAGAACCAAGAACUGCUGGACAAAGAUGCUGUCAGACUCAGAGCAGCCAAUACUGAGAUACAGAGACUAACUGAGCAGGUGGAGAAGCUAAAGAUUGAGGUAUCCAAACAAGCCAAUCAGCACCAGAAGAAAGUGAAGGAGAGAGCUGGUCAGGCCAAAAAAAUUCAAGACCUUGAACGACAGGUGAAGGAGAUGGAGCAGAUUUUGAGACGGAGGCACCCAAACUCAUUGCCUGCCCUGAUGUUUGCUGCUGCAGCUGCAGAUGGGGAACUGUUAGGUGAGGGUCACGUAUGUACAGCUCCUCAGCCCUCACAAACCACAGCACUGCUAGAGAGGCGCAUCCUCAGACUGGAGGCUGAGCUCGAGGGCCGCGAUGAGGAGGCUAAACGCUCACUCAGAGCCAUGGAGCAGCACUUCCAAAGAAUCAAGCUCCAGUAUGAGCUCCAGAUCUCUGAUCUUGAGAAGCAACUAGUUGAGCAUCAAAGCCCUGAGCACCUGAAUAAUUCAGGUAAGAAGUCAGAAACCCAGCCCCACAUAUUACAAGAGGAGCUGGAACAGCUGAAAGAGGCACACAAGAGUCAGCUGAGUGUUUUGAAGUCUGAGGUGGCCUCUCUGCAGGAGCAGCUUUGCUUGGCUCACUCCACAACAGAGCCCGAAAAGUGCUCACGGCACCAGAAGCAAGCGGAAUCUGCUCAAGCCGUCCGUAUGGAGCGCCUUACACAGGAACUCGCCACCAAAAGCCGCACAAUCCAGGAGCUGAAGCGCACCGUGGAGCGACUGCAGAAAGAGAGGAAAGGCAUGUUGUUGAGUCCAAAACCCAAGUCAUUUAAUCUUCAAACCAAACAAGUGGCCAACAAUCCCAAUACUGUUCCUGCUGAGAUUUUUCCAGCUGUGCAUGAUGAGAAAGACUAUCAGCCUAGAGCUUUUUCAGGCUCCCAUAUUACAGAGGUUCAGCAGGAAAAUCAAAGGCUGAGGACCAGACUGGAGCUGCUGGAGCAACGAUGGGAGGAGGAAAGAGUCUCACUGCAGACUGCUGCCUCACAAGAACAUGCUAAACUCCUGAGCUGUUUUGUUUUUAGGGUUCAGCAAGAUGGUGAGGAGCAGCUGCUUUUGCUCAAAGCUGACCACCAAAAGGAGCUAGAACGCCUGGUGGCUCACCACGCCCUGGAGAACUCCACUUCCAAAGUUUCUAAACUCACAAAUCAAGUGAAGUCACAAGAGAUAAUGGUUCUCCAUUUGCGUGAGCAGCUAAAAGAGCUGCAGAGAAUUAAAGAGGCCCUUGCUGUGUCUAAACUUAGAGAGGAGACCUUACAGAGCCAGCUAACUAAGCUUUUGGAGGAGCUAAAACAAGCAAAAGAGGCUCAUAGUCCUGAGCUGAGACACUUUGCCAGCUUAGAGCGGAAAAUCCAUACCAUGGAGCUUAGAUACAAUCGACGUGAGCAAGAACUGCAGCAGAUGAUAGCUCAGACACGGUCAGUGGUGGAGCAGGAGCAGCAGGCAGAGGUUGCUCGCUGGAAGAGACUGGCUCAGGGAAAAAGCAGUGAACUGGAAGCUUUCAGACUGGAGCUAGACUCUAUACUGGAUGUUCUUCGAGAGCUCCAGAAGCAAGGUGUGGUUAUUCCUGCUGCACAGCAGUCUUCUGCUUCUGGCUACAUAUUCCGACCUCUUAAAUCCUGACGUCUCUAUCAUCAGCAUUUACUCUCAGGUGGAACGGUUCGGGACCUUUCUGUGUGGAGUUUGCAUGUUCUUCCCGUGUCUGUGUGGGUUUCCUCUGGGAGCUUCGGUUUUCUACCGCAGUCCAAAACAUGCAGUCCGGUUAAUUGGAGCUACAGAAUUGUCCGUGACUGUGUUUGAUUUUAAAGACUUGAACUGAAGCAUCCUGUGUAACGAGUAACUACCUGUAGAAUGUUACCAAAAUAUGUAAAACAUGACGUUAAAAUCCUAAUAAAUACAUC